AACAAAUCGUUAGAACGAGUCGUAAUAGUUUUCUUCGUUGGUAUCGGUUAUUCACCGGGUCGUGCUAAAUAUGCUACAAAAUACAAUAAAAUCUGGAUUGAAAUUCCGUUUGGCAGCAGUAUUGAGCUGCACCCAGUUUCAAUUCAGAGAUGCCCGCAGUAAUGAGGCGGCUUACAGCUCUGCUGUGGUUCAACGAAAUAUGAACGCACAACUACUUCAAGCCCCUCGUAACCCGUUGAACACUCUCUGCAAACGUUCCAUGUUCAUUCAAACGCAGGACACACCGAAUCCGGAUAGUUUGAAGUUCCUUCCCGGGGUGGCAGUGCUGGAGAAAGGUCAAACAAUGGACUUCCCCAAUGUGUCGUCUGCUCAAUGCAGUCCCCUGGCAAAGCUUCUGUUCCGUGUCGAGGGAGUUCGGUCCGUAUUUUUCGGUGGCGAUUUUGUAACCAUAUCGAAGCAGGAGGAUGCUGAAUGGCGAAUUAUCAAGCCGGAAGUGUUCGCGGUAAUUAUGGACUUUUUUGCCUCGGGGCUUCCGGUGGUCACUGAUGCCAAGCCCAACCUGGACACGCAAAUCAAUGAGGAGGACGACGAAACGGUGCAGAUGAUCAAGGAGCUGCUUGACACGCGCAUUCGCCCUACGGUGCAAGAAGAUGGAGGGGAUAUUAUCUUUAUGGGCUUCGAUGACGGUGUGGUGAAGCUUAAAAUGCAGGGCUCCUGUUCGUCGUGUCCUAGCUCUAUCGUUACGCUGAAAAACGGUGUGCAGAACAUGCUACAGUUCUACAUACCCGAGGUGGUGUCUGUCGAGCAGGUUAAGGAUGAUGUAGAUAAAAUCACAGAGGAAGAAUUUUCCCGGCUCGAAAAACAAAUCCGGAAGAAGGACGAAUCUGCAGUAGACAACAAACCUUAAUUGCAUGUGUAUGUUAUCUUUAUUAUCCGUAAUUCUAACAUAUAGCGUUAUGUACAUACAAUACAAUCUUUGAAA
Messenger RNA from Anopheles coustani, 982 nucleotides. Its product is annotated as NFU1 iron-sulfur cluster scaffold homolog, mitochondrial-like. NCBI's taxonomy places the organism in Eukaryota, Metazoa, Arthropoda, Insecta, Diptera, Culicidae. The coding region runs from base 71 to 907 and encodes 278 amino acids. The record is from RefSeq and is a predicted model, not a curated record. Gene Ontology annotation, cellular component: mitochondrion. Gene Ontology annotation, biological process: iron-sulfur cluster assembly. The transcript has 2 exons. Gene Ontology annotation, molecular function: iron-sulfur cluster binding; iron ion binding.